Messenger RNA from Penaeus monodon (black tiger shrimp), 1245 nucleotides. RefSeq names its product macrophage mannose receptor 1-like. Gene Ontology annotation, cellular component: external side of plasma membrane. The coding region runs from base 46 to 1245 and encodes 399 amino acids. The record is from RefSeq and is a predicted model, not a curated record. NCBI's taxonomy places the organism in Eukaryota, Metazoa, Arthropoda, Malacostraca, Decapoda, Penaeidae. Gene Ontology annotation, biological process: biological process involved in interspecies interaction between organisms. Gene Ontology annotation, molecular function: carbohydrate binding. The transcript has 8 exons.
UGUUCACAACACUUAGAUGGGCUAGAGUAAGAUAAUCUAUUCAAGAUGCUGUUAUAUCUUUUUUUGAUUUUUGCCGGUUAUCUGUUCGUAGUGCAAGCAGAUAACCAAGUUACCUGGAAUCGAACCAAGUUGGAAGCGAACACCGACUCCUACCAUCUUGGAAUCGAACCAAGCUGGAGUCAAAGCAACUUGACUCUAGGUUCGGAAGUAUGUCCCGGCGGCUACUCCUUAGUGGGCUCCAAAUGCCUCAUGUUUGUGACCUUUAUUGCUCAACCGUAUGGGGAAGCGAGGCAGUUCUGCCAUGCAGCCAAAGGGGAACUGGCUGCCAUCACCACGGCCACGGACUUCAAGACUUUAGUCGAUUACAUCCAUGCCAACGAUUUCACUAACGGAGAAUUCUGGCUGGACGGAACCGACGAAGCAGCAGAGGGCGUUUGGGUGACGUCGUCAGGAGAAGCCGUGCCCUUAGGAACUCCUUUCUGGGCCGCAUUUGGAGCCAGCCAGCAACCUGAUAAUGUCAACGGGAAGGAACAUUGUUUAUACCUUCCACCGGCUUGGUUUUUCUACAUGGGUGACAAUCCUUGUUCUGCCGUGAAAAACUUCAUAUGUGAAGCGACCAUCCAGACGCAGAAAAAGGCCGCGAGCGCAGCGCUGGCUCCCUUCGGCCCGUCGGCGGUGGGCGGCCGCGUCACGUGUCCCAUGCUCUUCGUGGAGGUGGGAGGCCUGUGCAUACUGUUCAUCACGUGGGAGGAAGAGACCUGGGAGGACGCUCGGCAGGCGUGUGCGGGAGCCUCCAGCGACCUCCUGGCCAUCACCAACGUCGAAGUGUUUCGAGCUCUUUACCUCUACAUUCAUCUAGAUAAUUUAUCAGGUCACGGUUUCUGGCUUGGAGGAUCCGAUAUAGAAAGUGAAGGGAUAUGGGUUUACACCACAGGGGAGCUUGUGCCCAUGGGUACCCCUUUCUGGGGUCUUUAUGAAAUGAAUGCCCCGGUCCAGGAACCCAACGGAGGAACCAGUCAGAACUGCCUUGCGAUCACUGGCGAUGGUUUCUACAACCUCAGGGACUAUUCAUGUACUUCUAAGUUUAACCCACUUUGCUGUCCACUGAUGAAAAUGUCGAUGAGCAAACUCGUGGAGCUCAAGUUGAACGUCAGAAACAUCGAUGUGUUUCUUCUUGCCCCUCGCCGAAACCUCUGGGAAAAUGAUUUCCACACAUUGCCCCACAUCAGUAACGUCAUAUCCUAA